UAUAAUAUUUGUCUUGCAUGUUGAGAAAACGAAUAUAAUCAGUGAUAAGAGUUUAAUUUCAGUUGCGUAAUUUAUGGACGCCAGCUCCGCUCCGAAACUCUACACAUUGCAUUUUUGACAUCUGUUCUGACAUUCAUUGUAAAGCGGUUGUGUGAUUUGAAAACGAUUUUACCAUUUCACCUCGAAAGUAAACAAACAAGUUGAAGCGUUUAAAUUUUAUGAUAUCAUGCUUUUCUAUUCAUUCUUCAAAUCCCUCGUAGGUAAAGACGUGGUAGUGGAACUAAAAAAUGAUUUAAGCAUAUGCGGUACGCUUCAUUCGGUAGAUCAAUAUCUAAACAUUAAACUUACUGACAUCAGUGUAACUGAUCCUGAAAAGUAUCCUCACAUGUUGUCUGUAAAGAACUGUUUCAUCCGGGGAUCGGUGGUAAGAUAUGUCCAACUGCCUGGUGACGAGGUUGAUACUCAACUUUUGCAAGAUGCUGCGCGGAAAGAGGCAGUAACUAGUAAUAGCUACGUCCACGCAACAAUCAUCAGCGAUGGAGAUCGAUCCACGGUCGAAAUAAGAUCGAUUCAUCCAUACAACUGCUCUGCUCUGCCAGACACAUCGGGCUACUGUUCUAUAAAUAACUCAACAAUGAUCAAACAACUGUCUCCGCUGUCCGGUGAUCCAACUGGAUAAUGGAAGAACAGAAAGAAUACCCUUACGCCUAAAUGGCUACUGUGUGAAUGUACCAUAUGUAAUGGUAUAGAAGGAAUACUGGCGAAUGGCAACUGUGUAAUGUGCUAAUUAUAGUUAUGAUAACC
Molecule: messenger RNA, 804 nt
Organism: Toxorhynchites rutilus septentrionalis
Lineage: Eukaryota; Metazoa; Arthropoda; Insecta; Diptera; Culicidae
Product: U6 snRNA-associated Sm-like protein LSm2
Exons: 4
Coding region: 227-679 (150 amino acids)
Biological process (GO): mRNA splicing, via spliceosome
Cellular component (GO): Lsm1-7-Pat1 complex; catalytic step 2 spliceosome; precatalytic spliceosome
Molecular function (GO): RNA binding
Source: RefSeq, a predicted model, not a curated record